AUGGGCGCUGGCGUCACCAUGGCUGCUGCUAUGCCCGCCAACAUGAAGCGUGCCGACUCCUGCACCUUCACUGAUGCCGCUGCCGCCAAGGAGGGCAAGGCUGACUGCACCUCCAUUGUCCUGAAGGACAUCACCGUUCCCGCCGGCGAGACUCUGGAUCUUUCCGACCUGGCCGACAACACCCAGGUUGAGUUCCAGGGUACCACCUCUUUCGAGUACGACGAGUGGGAGGGCCCAUUGAUAAGAUUCUCGGGCACUGGUCUCACUAUCUCUGGUGCUGAAGGCCAUUUGAUUAAUGGCAACGGCGCGAAGUGGUGGGAUGGCAAGGGUACGAACGGUGGCAAGGACAAGCCCAAGUUCUUCUACGCCCACGAUAUGAAGCAGUCCACGAUCAAGGGCCUGAACAUCAAGAACACCCCCGUCCAGGGCUUCUCCAUCAACAGCUCUGAGGACCUUACUCUCGACAGCAUCACCAUCGACAACACCGACGGUGACGUUGAGGACGGUGGCCACAACACCGAUGCCUUCGAUGUUGGCUCCUCCACUGGCAUCACCAUCUCCAACGCCAACAUCAAGAACCAGGACGACUGCCUGGCUAUCAACUCUGGCACGAACAUCGCCUUCACCGGCGGCACUUGCUCCGGUGGCCACGGUCUUUCCAUCGGCUCCGUCGGUGGUCGUGAUGACAACGACGUGAAGAACGUUACCAUUUCCGACUCCACCGUCUCCGACUCCGACAACGGUAUCCGCAUCAAGACCGUCUACGACGCCACUGGAAGUGUAGACCAGGUCACGUUCUCCAACAUCAAGCUCUCUAACAUCGCCAAGUACGGUAUUAUCAUCGAGCAGGACUACGAGAACGGUUCGCCCACCGGCAAGCCUACGAACGGCAUCUCGAUUGCCGGCCUCAAGGUUGAGGAUAUCACCGGUUCUGUCGCGGACGAUGCUUCCCCUGUCCAGAUCCUCUGCGGCUCUGACUCCUGCACUGACUGGACCUGGUCUGGUGUCGAUGUUACUGGUGGCGAGGCCUCCGAUGAGUGCCAGAACGUUCCCGAUGUUGCCAGCUGCUAA
Molecule: messenger RNA, 1071 nt
Organism: Aplosporella prunicola CBS 121167
Lineage: Eukaryota; Fungi; Ascomycota; Dothideomycetes; Botryosphaeriales; Aplosporellaceae
Product: glycoside hydrolase family 28 protein
Exons: 2
Coding region: 1-1071 (356 amino acids)
Biological process (GO): pectin catabolic process
Cellular component (GO): extracellular region
Molecular function (GO): polygalacturonase activity
Source: RefSeq, a predicted model, not a curated record